This is a messenger RNA of Sphenostylis stenocarpa, 561 nucleotides long. NCBI's taxonomy places the organism in Eukaryota, Viridiplantae, Streptophyta, Magnoliopsida, Fabales, Fabaceae. The record is from the annotation of a GenBank genome assembly.
AUGCCAGCAAAUCCCCCUCUCUCUCCGACCACCGCCAUAAUCCCCGAUGCGAUUGCCCGCCACCACACCCAUGCGGUGUCCCCGCACCAGUGCUGCUCCGCCGUCGUGCAGGAGAUCGCGGCGCCCGUCUCCACCGUUUGGUCCGUGGUCCGGCGCUUCGACAACCCGCAGGCCUACAAGCACUUCGUGAAGAGCUGCCACGUCAUUCUGGGCGACGGCGACGUGGGCACACUCCGCGAGGUGCGCGUGAUCUCCGGCCUCCCCGCUGCCGUCAGCACAGAGCGCCUCGAUGUCCUCGACGACGAGCGUCAUGUCAUCGGCUUCAGCAUGGUCGGCGGCGACCACCGCCUCUCCAACUACCGCUCCGUCACCACCCUCCACCCCUACUCUGCCGCCGGGACCGUCGUUGUCGAGUCCUACGUCGUCGACGUCCCCCCCGGGAACACCACCGACGACACGCGCGUCUUCGUCGACACCAUCCUCCGCUGCAACCUCCAAUCCCUGGCCAAAUUCGCAGAAAAUCUCGCACGAACAACCAAACUGCAUCAUCAACAACGGUGA